Messenger RNA from Capronia epimyces CBS 606.96, 2922 nucleotides. RefSeq lists its product as uncharacterized. Gene Ontology annotation, cellular component: ubiquitin ligase complex. The coding region runs from base 1 to 2922 and encodes 973 amino acids. The transcript is spliced from 2 exons. Gene Ontology annotation, molecular function: ubiquitin-protein transferase activity; ubiquitin binding; zinc ion binding. The record is from RefSeq and is a predicted model, not a curated record. Lineage: Eukaryota; Fungi; Ascomycota; Eurotiomycetes; Chaetothyriales; Herpotrichiellaceae. Gene Ontology annotation, biological process: protein linear polyubiquitination; proteasome-mediated ubiquitin-dependent protein catabolic process.
AUGGCGUCAACAAAGACGAUAUCGUGCAAGUUCUUUCCACAAGGACUGUGCAGGAACGGGGAGUCUUGCAAGUUCAACCAUGAACGGAACACAGGCACUCAAAACCUCGUCCAGCACUCUCCUCCCUUUGGCGCCACCGACAGACUCGGCCUCAAUCCUACAGUUGCUAUUGCUACUCCUAUCGAUCACAAAGGGAAAGCCAACUAUACUCCCAUCUGCACCUUCUUCGUACGAGGGUUGUGUACCAAAGGCAAUCAAUGCUGGUACCGUCAUCCUUCGGAUCCUGAUGGUCCUGUGCUACCGCGAUUAGUCAAUCCGGACGCGAUCACCCACGACACAGGUCUAAGCCAGCAAUGUGAGAGUGAGAGCUAUCCUCAUCCUCAUCCUCAUGCAAUACCAGACUCUCGUGCAACAGUCCCCUGCAAAUUCCUUUCAAGGUCCGGCGGUUGUCGAAAUAGUUCAUGUCCGUACCUCCACACCCUAGACGGUGACGAGGUUGAACAGGCCAGCUCCGGCAACCAACAUGUCGAGGUCACCGAAGACGAGGACCAAGAACGCAAAGAUAAUUUUACUCGAGACCUCUCCGGGGCCCUGGUCUCCUUCGACCAUGUCGGCCAGAUCGUCAAAGUUUCUCUUCCAACGGACUUCUCUAUUGCAUGCAUUACAGGUCUUGCGCAAGAAACCACACCUCAAAUGGUUGUCGAGAUUCUUCGUGGCUUAGACUUCAACGUAAAUGUCGACUUCGUUCGUAUCCUUGGGCAUACGGCGUCGGAGGGGACCAAGGCCACGGUGAAAGCGGAAGACCCCUUGUUUGCGAACAAUCUGAGCGCCAGACUUGAGAAGCUGAUGCCGGCCCUCAGUGCUGUGUCGAUCCCGAUUGAUAGCAGACGGUCGAAUUGCCGAAAAGUCUACAUCUCCUGGCACAAGACUUCUCGAAGUGUUUGGAUGAACUUCGGCAACGCCGAGAUAGCGAACAGGGUUGCACAGAAAUUCCUCGAAGGCAGGUACAAAUGUCUAGGUCAGUCUGUCAAAUGCUCUGUUGCUGUUGGACCGCGAACUGCAUAUUCCUCCGGGCGACGUCGCUUUUCCCAUAACCCGGUGGCUUACACUAUUACAUUGAGCGAUGUGCCUGGACAUGCGACCCGCGACGAUGUUGAAAAGGCCAUCAAAGCCAUCCACGAUAAACCACGGCACAUUGAAAUGGGAGACGUUAGCUACAGCACUUCUGAUGCUGAAGUCAGCGUGGAAGUUCGGUCGCGCCUCGAAGAUCACGGCCAACUCGAGAGUUUCUAUCUCGCGCCCGAGUCCGCAUCCAAAGGCAAAGGCAAGCGAGUGAAGGCUGCAGCGUGGUUCCGAGAAGAAGCGGACGCCCGAUCAGCAUGCUCGCUGAACAGCAAACGAUUAGAUAUCAUCGGAGGAGGGAAAUUGACCGUGACACUGGUGCAGUCCGCCAAGGUCAAAGUGCAAACGACCAUCUACUUGGCCUCGAAGAGCAGGAUCGACCAGGAAAAGAAGAUCUGGCAGGAACGGCAUUUAGCGUUCCAUGUUUACUCGAAUCCUUCACAAGGAUACACGAUGUUGAAAGUCGAGGGGGACAAUGCCACUGAAGUGGCGCGCGCUCGCAAAACACUCGAUGAGAUUUCCAGUGGAAUUGUCCUUACCGAGGGUGAGCGUGAAGAUGCAGUUUGGACUUCAGCCCUCCACAACAAUGGAAGUGCGUACCAGAAGCUCAAGAUGAUAGAGAAGAAACUCGACAUAGUGAUCCACCGGGACAAGUCGAGGCGUCAGCUCCGAUUUCACGGACCGCGGGAGAAAUUCCAGCAGGCUGUGGGCCAGGUGACUGAAAUGCUCAAAGAAGAAGAAAGAUCAAGAUCACCUACGAGCGGCCUAUAUGAGAUGGUUCUCAACGACGACCAAUUCUCCUGGAUGAUUCAUGAUGGCUUCAAGAACAUUGAACGAGUCUUGGGGAAGAAUGUGGCCAUUUUCAACGUGGUGACGAGGAGCCUUGCCGUCAGUGGCACACGGCAACAAUAUGAAACAGCCUUGGCGAUGAUGAACGGCAACUUGAACAAGAAAGAUAGUGAUGGUGAUGGUGAUGGUGAUGCUCUUGAUCUUCAAUCCAUCUCGCUCUCGGUGUCGGGGCCGGUGCCGGAAGGAGACUGUCCGAUCUGCUUCUGCGAAGCAGACAACCCUAUCCAGACCUCAUGCAAGCAUACAUAUUGCCUCGAAUGCUUCGAAGACUGCUGCAAAUCCGCCGCAUCGACCAGUAAGGACAAAAACGGCUUUCAAGUCAAGUGCCAAGGUGAUGAAGGCACUUGCCCGACAAUCUUCACUCUCCGAGAACUACAAGACCAUCUACCGUCAUCCGUCUUCGAAACGGUGCUCCAGUCCUCUUUCGAAGAGUACAUCCAACGUCACCCGGAGGCCUUUCACUACUGCCCGACUCCAGAUUGCGGGUAUGUGUAUCGAUGUAGUGGCCCUGACACCAGCAACAUCACUACCAGCAACACCACUGCCAUUGCUGCCUCCAGCUCGACGCAGAAUCAGAACCAGAGCCAGAACCAGAGCCAGAAGCACAACCAGACCCAGAAGCCUUACAGCUGCCCAAGCUGCUUCGAGCCCAUAUGCACCUCGUGUCACGCCCGACACGGAAAUUACACAUGUGCCGAAUACAAGGACAUUGCAUCCGGUGGCUACGAGGCACUACAGAGGCUGAAGCGAGAACUCAACAUCAAAGACUGUCCGAAAUGCACCACGCCGAUGGAGAAGACAGAGGGAUGCAACCAUAUGACUUGCGGCGGCUGCAAGGCCCACAUCUGUUGGGUGUGUUUGGCGGUCUUCGACCAGAGCGGACCUUGCUAUGACCAUAUGAACAAAGAGCAUGGUGGAAUAGGGCUUGGGCUUGGACGCCUGGCGUGGUAG